This is a messenger RNA of Kickxella alabastrina, 357 nucleotides long. RefSeq names its product transcription factor, STE-like protein. Gene Ontology annotation, cellular component: Ste12p-Dig1p-Dig2p complex; nucleus; Tec1p-Ste12p-Dig1p complex. NCBI's taxonomy places the organism in Eukaryota, Fungi, Kickxellomycota, Kickxellomycetes, Kickxellales, Kickxellaceae. The annotation marks the transcript as partial. The record is from RefSeq and is a predicted model, not a curated record. Gene Ontology annotation, molecular function: DNA-binding transcription factor activity. The transcript has a single exon. Gene Ontology annotation, biological process: regulation of DNA-templated transcription; sexual reproduction; regulation of pseudohyphal growth.
GGCGACAAGCUCUCAUGCAUCCGCUGGGACUCGCGCUUCCACAUCACAUCGACCGACAUUAUCCGGGCGCUGGUGCACCGGUUCCAGGAUAUCCACCGCCCCGUGGUCAACAUGAAGAAGUUCGAGGAAGGCGUCUUCAGCGACCUGCGCAGUCUCAAGCCAGGGGUUGCCGCGCGACUGGAGCCCCCGCGCUCGGAGUUCCUCGAGCUCCUUUAUAAGCAACACUGUGUGCGCACGCAGAAGAAGCAGAAGGUGUUUUACUGGGAACUGGUGCCCCAUGAUAUGCUGUUCCGUGAGGCCCUGGAGCGCGACCUUAAGCGUGAGGCGAUGGGCGCGAGGCCAACUACGAAGACUGCU